AUGAAAUCAGAACGUAAUGCUGUUAUUAAAAAUAUACGAAUACUUUUAAAGACUCUAGGUAUAGAUCAACAAGUCGAUGAAGAAACAACAGAGACAGGUACCAACAACAAUUCCUCAACACAUCAAAAACGUAUUAAAAUAGACACUGUACACGAUGUUCUCAAGUCUUUUAAUGCAUUUGUAGACUCAUCAUCAGACGAUGAUGAUAAGAGGCCGAUGGAUAAAGUAGAUGAUUAUAUUAAAGCGAAAAUAUCAUACCCAAAAGGAGCAUCACUUUUACAACGGUGGCAAAAACACCCUAUCAUAUACAAAAAGUUAUCAUUAUUGGCAUGGUCUCUCUUAGCAGUACCUGCAGGUUCUGCUGUAUCUGAAAGAAUAUUCAGUAAAACAGGUCGGAUUCUUGAAGUUCGACGUCAACAAUUGUCACCAGAAUCACUUGACUCUCUUAUUUUUUUACGAAAUUUUUCAAUUGUUUUAGAAAUAGCAUAUUCAACAGGUUCAUUUCAAAUUAAACAAAGGACACCAGCAGAUUUAUUUGAAUUACUUGAACAACAUAAACAAAAUUUAAAUAUUGAAAAAUAUACAAUAUCACAAACAACAUUAGAACAAAUAUUUUUAUCAAUUGGUAAAAAACUUGAUGCUGAUUUACAAUGA
Rotaria sp. Silwood1 is the source of this 654-nucleotide messenger RNA. The record is from the annotation of a GenBank genome assembly. Lineage: Eukaryota; Metazoa; Rotifera; Eurotatoria; Philodinida; Philodinidae.